Messenger RNA from Eutrema salsugineum, 1056 nucleotides. RefSeq names its product COP9 signalosome complex subunit 8. Bases 18 to 875 code for a protein of 285 amino acids. Lineage: Eukaryota; Viridiplantae; Streptophyta; Magnoliopsida; Brassicales; Brassicaceae. Gene Ontology annotation, biological process: protein deneddylation; COP9 signalosome assembly. Gene Ontology annotation, cellular component: COP9 signalosome. The record is from RefSeq and is a predicted model, not a curated record. The transcript has 6 exons.
UUUCCACUUAAUUAAAAAUGAAUUUUAAUAGUGGAAAUCCAUCUUCAUUUGGUAUUGGAAGUUCCUCUUCUUCUUCUUCUUCAAAUUCAUCUGAAUUUGAUGAAUGGUUAAUGAAUGAAAAUGAAGCAAUGGAUAUAGAAGAACAAAUUGCAAUCAAUAUGAUUAUCAACAACAACCGCCUCAUUUACCAACUCAUUCAAGAAAAUGAUGAUUCCUCUGAGAGAGAACGAUCGUCAUCUUCUUCGCUAAGCUCUGGGAGUAGUACGAGAAACGAACUAGCCAUGGAUCUCUCUACUGUUACGGAAGCUUUGGCCGCCAAAUCCUAUGAUAGAAUCGCCGAUAUAUGCGAUAAUCUUAUGCUUCAGGUUGCUUCCGAAGGAAUCUCUUUCCAUGAUGACUGGCCUUACGCAAUCCAUCUUCUGGGUUACUUUUACGUUGACGAUUGUGAUAGCGCCCGUUUCCUCUGGAAAACAAUACCUACAGCUAUCAAGGAGAGCAAGCCUGAAGUUGUCGCUGCUUGGAGGAUUGGGCAGAAGCUGUGGACGCGUGACUAUGCAGGUGUAUACGAAGCUAUUCGGGGUUAUGAUUGGAGUCAAGAAGCCAAAGAUAUGGUUGCUGCAUUCUCAGAUCUUUACACCAAAAGGAUGUUUCAGCUUUUGUUGUCUGCCUACUCCACAAUUACCAUCUCUGAUGUGGCCCUUUUCCUAGGGAUGACGGAGAAUGAUGCCACAACUUAUGUUGUAGAGAAUGGAUGGAUAGUGGAUGCAACUUCUCAAAUGGUGACCGUUAAGAAGCAAGCUGUUAAAAGAGAGCAAAAGGUGGAUUCAUCGAAGCUUCAACGUUUGACAGAGUAUGUGUUCCACCUUGAGCACUAAAGUAAGAGACCAAUCUCUCUCAUUAAAGGGUUUCAGAUAGUGAAAAAAACUAAAACACCAAACAAACUUCUGUUUCGAGGAGAGUCGUUUAGUUUUUGGUUAUUUUUGUCUUGUUACCCCUAAGGUUUUGAUUACUGAUGGGUACUAAUGCACUACAUGAUAUUAGGAUUUGUUUUCCGCA